Trichoderma gamsii is the source of this 1290-nucleotide messenger RNA. RefSeq lists its product as hypothetical. The coding region runs from base 1 to 1290 and encodes 429 amino acids. NCBI's taxonomy places the organism in Eukaryota, Fungi, Ascomycota, Sordariomycetes, Hypocreales, Hypocreaceae. Gene Ontology annotation, biological process: nucleoside metabolic process. Gene Ontology annotation, molecular function: catalytic activity. The record is from RefSeq and is a predicted model, not a curated record. The transcript has 3 exons.
AUGAUGCAUCAUAGCUCUCGCUCUAUGAAGCUCAGCAUUCCCCGAGAAUCACAUAAAAAGCUGUCGUCUAUCCCAGAAGUACCUAAUGACGAACUGCAAACCAUUAUUCCUGUUAUCCAGCAAGCGGAGAUAGUCCCAGCUUCAUUUCAUCAGUCUGGAGCACAUGCACUUGCAGCACCCUCUCAAUCUGACUUAUCCAGCGUCAACAUUCAACGGAUCUGGGACCGCCUCAGACCGCCCGAUGAAGCAUCAACAAAGUUUCAUAAAACAUCAUCAAUCCAAGUGAGCCAGGGCAAUUACCCACGGCCACCCAUUCCAAACAAGAACAAAGAUAUCUUUGCUUGUGAGUGGUGUUUUGAGCCGCUUGACAAGAAAGCACUCUCGGAAAGUGAAUGGCGUUCCGACGACUCUGACGACUCUGACCUCUUAGACACCUCUUCUAACUUAGAGAUGAAUACUCUUCAGCAAAGACCACAGCGGACAGAAGACCGCUCAAAGGCUAUAGCCCGUCACAUUGCAGUGCAUCUGCAACUGCUAAUGCUUUUGACGUUGCGCUUUGCAGCCUUACAGAAAAGCGAUAACGACCUGGUGGAUGAUGAUCUGAAGAGUGACUAUGUCGAUAUCGACGAUGAAGAAAGCUCCCUGAAAGGCAGUGACCCAGAAAAUCUUUUAGGCAUCAACUCCAGGAGAGAUGUCACCAUGGAAGAUAUUAGCGACGAAGCCGACUCAGAGGUCGCUAAGGAUAUCCAUAAUGACUUGGUGGAGGAUGAUAUUCCAGUCCCCGACACAGACCUUGAUCUCGACGAUAUCCCUAGACAAUAUAAUGGUUUGGUAGCCGAGAAGGACGCCUUCUUAAAGGAGAUAAUCGAAUCUGGAGCUUGGCAGCCUAGGCAAGAUGAGACCAAAGAGCCUAUACGCUAUGAAAUCGAAGACUAUAACAUUGGAUGGAUCUGUGCUACCCAUACGGAGUAUGCCGCCGCCGUGGCGUUUGUCGCCGAAGUUCAUGAGAAGCCUGAGAACAUAUCCGUUUUUGAUUGUAAUCAUUAUACAUUUGGCCGAAUUGGACGACAUAAUGUCAUUGUUGCUGCUUCUCCAAUCGCUGCUCAUGGGCAAUCACCUACGGCAACUAGUGUAGAAGAUAUGUUAUAUACCUUUCAUAACAUCAAGGUCUGCUUGCUAGUGGGAAUUGGCGGUGGUGUUCCCAGCACAGAUCAUGAUAUCCGACUUGGUGACGUUAUAGUGGGUUGUCCUUCUUCAGCGACAGAAGGCGGUGUAAUCAGGGAUCCUUGA